UGUUCUUCAUCAGAUAUGUGUUGUGUUGAGAUCAACUUGCGCUCUGAAUCUUCUGGCUGUGCGCGAGCCCGAAGCGCACCUGCGUCUGGAGAGUAUUUUUAAAAGCAGGAUGCGAGCACUUCUGCAACACUCUUCUAAAGCUCUUCACUUCUAUCGGGUUAUGCGCGUGGACACGUCGGGUUUUUGAGAACCGUCCAGACUGCACUCGUCUUCUGUCGGAGUUACCAGAUCUUGAACUCUCACUCGGGCGGAUAGAGAGACGGAUCUCCACCGGGAUCUCCUCGCACCGCGACUGUACCUGGAGUAUUCGAUCGACUCAAAUAGAACACAGAGGAGAGUCCUGUGGAGUCUGUCCUUCUUUCACCCAGCGAGAGACUCUGUUUAAACUCACAUUAGCACAUCUUCCGUAACUCUGACCAGCAUCAUGUGGGACACUAACAGGUUAUGAGUGCACUUACAGCUUGGUGAUCCACAGAUAAGCCAAUGAGAGGAUGGCCAGAGGUCACAUGAUCUACAGAAGCGCCUACCAGCUGAUUCUUCUGAGCGUGCUCCAGCUGGCACAUGCGGAAACUCCUCCUCAGUUCACUCGGACGCCCGUUGAUCAGAUAGGUGUUCAGGGGGGCGUGGCCUCCUUCGUAUGUCAAGCCACAGGAGAUCCGCAGCCUAGAAUCACAUGGAGCAGAAAAGGCAAAAAAGUCACCAACCAGAGAUUCGAGGUGAUAGAGUUUGAGGAUGGUUCAGGGUCUGUGUUGCGAGUGCAGCCGCUGCGGACCCCCCGUGAUGAGGCUGUGUAUGAAUGUGUGGCAUCUAAUGAAGCAGGAGAGAUCAGCGCCUCCACACGGCUCAGUGUUCUCCGCGAGGACCAGCUUCCCGCUGGUUUCCCGUCUAUAGAUAUGGGUCCUCAGCUGAAGGUGGUGGAGCGUUCUCGCACUGCUACCAUGCUGUGUGCAGCCAGUGGAGCACCUGACCCUGAGAUCACCUGGUUUAAAGAUUUCCUCCCCAUAGACACAUACACUCACGGGCGGAUCAAACAGCUGCGCUCAGAGUCAUUUGGGGGUACACCUAUCCGAGGUGCACUUCAGAUUGAUCAGAGUGAAGAAACUGAUCAGGGUAAAUACGAGUGUGUCGCGACCAACAGCGAAGGAACACGCUACUCGGCGCCAGCUAACCUUUACGUCAGAGAGUUAAGAGAUGUGCGUCGCAUCCCUCCUCACUUCUCAGUGCCACCGAUGGAUUAUGAGAUCAUGCCGGGAGGAAGUGUGAAUAUCUCCUGUCAGGCAGUGGGCGUCCCUAUGCCAUAUGUCAAGUGGAUGCUGGGAUCAGAGGAUUUGACUCCAGAAGAUGACAUGCCUAUUGGGCGGAAUGUUUUAGAGCUCACAGAUGUAAGCCAGUCUGUCAACUACACGUGUGUGGCCAUGUCGACUCUCGGAGUUAUUGAAACCAUUGCUCAGAUCACAGUUAAAGCCCUUCCCAAUCCUCCAGGAGCUCCAGUUGUCAUGGAGCGAUCUGCCACCAGCAUUACUCUAAUGUGGGACAGUGGAAAUCCACUUCCUGUCUCAUAUUACAUCAUCCAGUAUCGUCCCGCCUCCUCCACCGACCCCUUUAAAGAAAUUGAUGCCAUAGCAACAACUCGUUACAGCGUGGGUGGACUCAGCCCCUACUCACACUACCAUAUCCGGGUCAUGGCGGUGAAUUCGAUUGGCCGCGGCCCACCGAGUCAGACCGUGGAGGCUCGCACGGCCGAACAGGCGCCUAGUUCCCCUCCUCGUCGCGUCAGAGGUCGGAUGCUGAGUGGUUCCACGGCGAUGGUGCAGUGGGAGGAGCCAGAGGAAGCCAACGGUCAGGUGGUUGGUUACAGGGUGUAUUACACAUCAGAUUCAUCGCUGCUUGUGAACCAAUGGGAGAAGGAAAUGGUUCGAGGGGCCAAUUUUUUGAACAUACGAGACCUGACACCAAACAAAACCUAUUAUAUUAGAGUUCUCGCCUUCACCGCAGUGGGAGAUGGACCUCUUUCCAGCGACCUGCACAUCAUUGCCAGGACAGGAGUCCCAUCCCAGCCCACAGAGCUGAAGGCAGAGGUGAAAUCAGAGACUAGCAUUCUUCUGUCGUGGAUCCCUCCUGCUCACAGCGGCACAGAUGCCAUCACUGGCUAUGAGCUCAUUUACAGGCUUGGAGACCAGCCAGAGCAGAAAAUAUCAUUUGAUCCCAGCUCUAGUUAUCUGCUGAAGAAUCUGAAGCCGUUUUCUACUUACAUAUUUCAACUAGCAGCGCGCAGUAAACACGGCCUAGGAGCGUUCACCAGUGAAAUCACAGUUCAGACUCCACAAACACUGUUUGCCGUGAACUUCAGAGUGAAAGCUGCUAUGAAGACUUCAGUGCUGCUGAGCUGGGAGUCGCGGACCACCAGUAAUAAAGCACUGUCUCUCGUUAUCUCAUAUGGUGAUGGUGAGAGUGUGGAGGUGGAUGGGCGGCUCGGGCAGAAGUUGGUGACUAAGCUGAAGCCCCAGUCUCUCUACACCUUCCUGUUGACCAGUAAAGCUGAUGGCACUGGAGGCCUGGAGCACCGCGCAGAAGCCAUGACGGCUCCAAACCUGCUGACCGGGAAACCCCAGCUGCUGGACAAGACCAGCUCUCAGAGCAUCGCUACCCUGCAGCUGCCCACUGUCCAGGGACAGGCUAAUGUCAGGGGUUACUACAUUGUGGUUGUCCCUUUGAAGAGGCAGAGAGGAGGAAACUUCCAGAAUUUAUGGAGUGAUCCAGAUGAGAUGAACAUUGAUGAGCUGCUGAGGGAGAUUAAUGGCACCGGUCACUCUGUGCGUCUACGGAGGCAGGCGGAGGCAAAACCGUACAUCAGCGCUCAUUUCCAGAAUCUCCCAUCUGAAUUCAAACUGGGAGACGGACGUGUGUAUGGAGCAUUCAUGAACCGACCUCUUGUAAACGGACAGGAGUGUGUGUGUUUCGUGCUGGCUAUUCUUGAGCUGGGCCAGAACACCUUGUACUCCACGAGUCCAUUCUCUGAUGUCGUGCUGUUCUCCGAUGUUGAGCCGCAGCCAAUCGUAGACGAGGAGGAGGGGCUUCUGUGGGUGGUGGGGCCCGUGCUGGCCGUCAUCUUCAUCAUUAGCAUCGUCAUCCUCAUCCUCCUCUUUAAAAGCAAACCAGACAGGAAGCGGGCAGAGCUGGAGGGCAGGAAGUGCAGCUUUCCCAGCAGCAGUAAAGCCAUGAGUUCCCAGCAUCCAUCUGACCCAGUGGAGCUGCGUAGAAUCAACUUCCCAACGGCUGGUUUGCGUGCAUCUAUCAUCGGUUAUCGACGGUUAUCAAGCAUGACCAGCCACCCUCCAGUGUCCGUCUCAGAACUGCCAGCUCAUGUAGAGAGGAUGAAAGCCAAUGACAGCCUGAGGUUCUCUCAAGAGUAUGAGUCUAUUGAUCCCGGGCAGCAGUUCUCAUGGGAACAUUCUAACCUUGAGAUUAACAAGCCAAAGAACAGAUAUGCCAACGUCAUCGCCUACGACCACACCAGAGUAGCUCUCUCCAACAAUGAUGGUGUUCCUGGAGGGGACUACAUCAACGCCAACUUCAUAGAUGGCUAUCGCCGACAGGGCGCAUACAUCGCCACCCAGGGCCCCAUGCCAGACACGUUUAGUGACUUCUGGAGGUUGGUGUGGGAACAACACACGGCAAAUAUCAUCAUGAUCACCAAACUUGAGGAGAAAUCCAGGAAUAAAUGUGAUCAGUACUGGCCCAGCAGAGGCACAGAGACAUACGGACUGAUGCAAGUCACUUUACUGGACACGGUGGAGCUCGCAACCUACUGCGUCAGGACUUUUGCUCUUAUUAAGAGUGGGAGUGGCGAGAAAAGGGAGGUUCGUCAGUUCCAGUUUACAGCGUGGCCAGAUCAAGGGGUACCUGAACACCCCACUCUCUUCCUGGGCUUCCUCAGACGGGUCAAAGCCUGCAACCCCCCAGACGCCGGACCCAUUGUGGUCCACUGCAGUGCUGGUGUGGGCCGAACGGGCUGCUUCAUUGUGAUUGAUGCCAUGUUGGAGCGUGUGAAGCAGGAGAAGACGAUAGAUGUUUAUGGUCACGUGACUCUGAUGCGAUCUCAGCGAAACUACAUGGUGCAGACAGAGGAGCAGUACGUCUUUAUUUAUGAAGCUCUGCUGGAGGCCGUGUACUGCGGCAACACCGAGGUUCCUGCACGGACCCUUUACGCUUACAUCCAGAGACUGUCACAGACAGAACCGCCGGAGCACAUCAGCGGAAUGGAGCAGGAGUUUAAACGGUUAGCUAAUGCCAAAGCUCAUAACUCCCGAUUCGUCAAUGCCAGCCUUCCGUGCAAUAAGUUCAAAAACCGAUUGGUCAAUAUCAUGCCAUAUGAGACCACACGUGUGUGUCUGCAACCAAUCAGAGGAGUGGAGGGCUCAGACUAUGUCAAUGGCAGUUUUAUAGAUGGCUACAGGCAGCAGCGGGCGUAUAUUGCGACUCAGGGGCCGCUGGCUGAGACAGUUGAAGAUUACUGGAGGAUGCUUUGGGAACACAAUUCUACCAUAGUGGUCAUGCUUACUAAACUCAGAGAAAUGGGAAGGGAGAAAUGUCAUCAGUACUGGCCAUCGGACAGGUCAGCACGCUAUCAGUACUUCGUGGUGGAUCCCAUGGCUGAGUACAACAUGCCUCAGUAUAUACUGCGAGAGUUUAAAGUCACAGACGCAAGGGACGGUCAGUCUAGAACAGUCCGGCAGUUUCAGUUCACGGAUUGGCCAGAGCAGGGCGUGCCAAAAUCUGGUGAAGGCUUCAUCGAUUUCAUCGGUCAAGUGCACAAAACAAAAGAGCAGUUUGGUCAGGACGGGCCCAUCACAGUACACUGCAGCGCUGGUGUUGGGAGGACAGGUGUAUUUAUCACUCUGAGUAUAGUUCUGGAGAGGAUGCGUUAUGAAGGAGUGGUAGACAUCUUCCAGACUGUCAAAAUGUUGCGUACUCAAAGACCAGCCAUGGUGCAGACGGAGGAGCAGUACCAGUUCUGCUAUCGAGCAGCGCUGGAAUACCUGGGCAGUUUUGAUCACUAUGCAACAUAAAACCUUCCUCUGGACCGAGGGCCACAUCAUCACACACGGAGACCUGCAUCUGAUCAGUGUGACAGUCUCUUUCUGUUGCUCACAGCUCAAGAGUCUGUUUGAUUUCUCUCGACAGCACACAGUUUAACAGCCAGACAGAGAGGGAGGGCAGCUGGGAUACAGAACUGUCACAACAAAUUGUAGCUCCAUUCAUAUAGCUGAAAGUUGUCGAGUCAUAUUUGGGGUGGAUUCAAACUCUGGCAACCAGCCAACAGAACCAAUGAGAUCGCGUGUGCUGUCUGGACCGAUUCGACAGACCAAUGAGAUGCCAAAAGCAAGGGAGGAGACAACAGUCAAACUAUUUAACGGUACUUUUACAUCUCAGAAUUCAUUCAACACCAGACAACCCCCCGGCCCCGGUUCAUUGAGGAAUGCAGUCCAGGUUUAAAGUUUCCACUGUUUUUGUCACCAGUUUGUGGAUAGUAGAUCCACAGACUCACUUAAAAUGAAAUUCUGCCACAGCCGAAGUAUUGGUGCUUAUGCUAGUAUGCUGUUCGUUUAUCUGUAGCACACACACUUAGAUAUAUACGUGCAUAUCUAUCACAGAUGAACAAGCUGAACAUGGAGAUUUGUUUAAAAACAAAUGUGCAAUAUUAAAGUGAACCACACCUUCAAGGUUAAAUCCACUCAAGUAUUAGAGAUAUUCUCACUGUAAUUAUAUCGUCUCAUUAUUCCUAUAUGAUAUCAAGUAUAAAACAAAAUGUUAUUAUGCAUAUU
Molecule: messenger RNA, 5825 nt
Organism: Carassius auratus (goldfish)
Lineage: Eukaryota; Metazoa; Chordata; Actinopteri; Cypriniformes; Cyprinidae
Product: receptor-type tyrosine-protein phosphatase S-like
Exons: 36
Coding region: 492-5069 (1525 amino acids)
Biological process (GO): protein dephosphorylation
Molecular function (GO): protein tyrosine phosphatase activity; protein binding
Source: RefSeq, a predicted model, not a curated record